AAUAUUUAUCGCUUCAUAACAGAAAGACAUAAUCUACAAGUAUUUGAGGAACACUAUUAAAAUUGAAUGACGUUGCGUUAGUGGACUAUGAAAGUGUGAAGCCAAGGCAUCAUGGCAGAGUCAAAGCCAAUUGAACACGAACCGAAUGAGUCAGAUGAAGAUUGCGAGGUCUACUUCCUUAAGCCAGUCAACGAGUACAACAUUGUGGAGAAAAUCAAAGAGGCAAAUAAAGUGUUAUUUGAAGAAGUGACGAAUGGUGACCCUCAGGCUCCCUCUUCGGAUGAUAUUGAUACAGCCAGCGAUUUGAUAGCAGAUGCAGAGGCAGGCGCAUCACUACGCAAAGUGACUUUUGCGCCAAAUUUAGAAACUUACGAGCCAGACAAUGCCCUUUUAGAAACUUUACAGCUUACACGCGAAUUCGAAGAAGCUGUAGCCGAAGCAAAAGAGCUCGAUCGCACAUUAACAACUAUUUGCGAAUAUCAAACGAUCGUCGAAGAAGCCACAAACCCAAGCGGCGAAGAGAAAGUAGACAUAAACGUUGAUGCAGCCGAUCAACGCAUUGCGGAAACACUACUUUCAAAAGAGUUAACGGAAACGGACACAGCUGCUAUGCAGGCGCCAUUAGACGAAGCGCCGAUCAGUAAUAAACCCGCACAUUUACCAACUAAGUCAGAUGUUGAAGAUGAUAUUGUAGAGGAGAUUUGUGAAGAAAUUAUAGUUAUGGAUAUGGAGAACGAGCAAACACUGUCAGAUACGCAGAAUACGCAAGCGAUUAAUCCGCGACGCAUGGUGAAGAUGCGUACAUUCGAUUGCGCCGAAGAGGAUUCCGCGGAUACGGUUGAGACAGAGCAGGAUAAUAAAAGUUUAGUUAACCUUCUCACCUCUGAUGGCGAGGAGGAGUGCUGUAGUGCGGUCACAUUCGAUAUUAGCGUCGACAAUAGUGAUUUAGAUGUGGACGAUAUUGAUGCAGAUAUAAGCACAAAUGAAGUUGAUGCCAAAACCAACGCAGAUACCGAUGAAGAAGUGAAUUUCACCAAUAACGAAGUCACACAUACGGAAGGUUACGGCGAUGAUGAAAAUACAGAAGACGAUGAUCUCUCAAUAAUAGUUGCAUCCUACCUGACCGAUGAUUUCGAUCAGAAAAGCUUGAGCAGUGGCCGACUGAAACCCACAAAGAAAUCACAUCUACUAGCGCCAUUGAGUAAAGGCUUCUCUUUUUGCCGCAAGCCGUUUACGCAUAAUGCCAUCGGUACAACUUGUGCUGAUUCCGCCGAAAAUGGUAGCAGCAACAGCGCUACGUCACGUGUUCGCCGACAACAUCUACCACCACCGGAAGUUACCGAUUUGAAGUUGAAUUAUCGCACCUGUUGCGAAUAUCGACGUCAGCUGUCGCAGCCUGAAAAACUUCCAAAAUACACUGGGUAUCUCUCCGAGUACGGCCUGAGUCGCCAACAGCUGGAGCUGCGUGAAGAGAAUUUGAAGCGUAGGCAACGCUAUACACUUAAACAGGCUCUGAAGGCAACCGAUGCGGAAAUGCGUAAAAUGCAUGACAAUGAACGAGCCUUCACAACGUGGCUGCGUAACAAAAUGCGCUUCCCUAUCAAUAAGACGCGCAACAUGUUCGAUGUGAAGCGCCGCAGCUUGGAUGCCGGCAUUGGAGGCGGCGAAAUUUGUGGCGCUAACAGUGCAGUCCGCAAUGCUAGUGGAAAACGGAAAUGAUUCGGGAUUGACUGUGUGACAGAUGAUGAUUUGAAGUUUUUUCUAUCAAAAAAUUAUCAGGUUGAAUUUAAAUUUAUAUACAAUUUUGUUAAAUAUCAAGUAGUUGUUCUAAAAUUGUGCUUUUAUUCGUAAUUAUGAUCCUAGAAAAUCUGAAUGAUAUAGAGCGUAGGGGCAUCGAACAAGACAAUUUUUGUCUAUUCGUCAUAAUUGGACUUCCAAACCUACAGUUACUGACACAUAUGUAU
Messenger RNA from Anastrepha obliqua, 1964 nucleotides. RefSeq lists its product as uncharacterized. The record is from RefSeq and is a predicted model, not a curated record. Lineage: Eukaryota; Metazoa; Arthropoda; Insecta; Diptera; Tephritidae. The transcript is spliced from 2 exons. The coding region runs from base 112 to 1719 and encodes 535 amino acids.